CAUGACAUGUUCUUGGAGAACACACACACACACACACACACACACACACACUGCAUCAUUUUGCUGUCAUUGAACUUCUUCUGUUCUAUGCUCAUUUCCUACACCUUCAGUGAGGAUUUGCAUUACUUCAGUGUUUUUUUUUCCAAGUUUUUUUUUAAAUCUAAUCUAAUCUUCUUUUAAUUCUAAAUAUACAUUUUCUCUUCGUCGUGUGUAUUGCACACAUCUGCCAACAUGUACCUUCUGACAGCUGCUCUGCUGUUUUCUUUACUAGAUUCAUUUUCCUGUGUUCAAUUUCUGGCACCUCUGAACAUGGGAGGAGUCACAGGGCAUGUACAGUUUAACUCCACCUCCCAAACGGCUAUGGUCAAAGUGUCUGGCGCUGGAUCCUGUGGUUCACUUAACUUUUCCCUCAGCGAGUUCCCUGUCAUGUAUGGCCAUUAUGCUCAGCCUUGUUCUGAAGCAAAUAUCGGCUCCAGUGUCUUUACCUUCACAGCAGAUCCUGCCUCAAACCCCAUCGUCAAUGUGUCACGCCUCUUCGAACAAAGCUCAAACCUGGAUGACUUCUCGCUGACUUUGCAGACAUGUAAUGGCACUAAAGUAUGCACGGUUGUAAGUCAAGAUCAAACUCUCUUGACUUCUCAGGCAAGGUUCACCGGCCCCAUUGCAGGUAAUGUUUACAUCCGCCUUAACACAGGACAGCCCAACCCCAGGCUGCUUGCAGACCUAGUUACAAUCGGUCAGGUCAAUGCCUCACAAACCAAUAUCACUCUCUAUGGAUCUACAAGCACCGCUGCAAGCUGUAAUGUUCUUCUGGGAAGCUUAGAUCCCUCAGCAUUGACCAAUCUGGGUGUUGUAAAAGUUGGAACCCCUUUACAGCCUGAGAAAUCCCGUCUGGACCUUGCCAGCUACGACAAAAACAAUGGGUUUCUUCUCAUCCGCAUGGGGGCAAGUUACAAGUGUGCUCAGAUUUAUAGACAGCCAGCGAAACAAGUGAGAGCUGUUGUGAGUAUGAGAGGGAUCAAAGGAUACUUCAGCUUCCGUCAGGCUUCCCCAUUUGAGGUGACAGAGUUGAGGGUGAACCUGACUAACUUACAGAGCAGAGUCGGCCCUUACCAUGUCCACCAUUUUCCUGUACCCUCAGUCAGGUCACCUCAAUCAAGUGUGUGUUCUAAUGAUAAUGUUGGUGGCCACUGGAAUCCAUUUGGAGUCAACACAAACGACCCAACUUACCCAACAGUGCCUGGUUCAACACAUGACAGAUAUGAGAUCGGUGACCUCAGUGCCAAGCAUUCGUCCCUUGCGGAGAAAAAUGAAAUGGACAUGGUGUUCAGGGACUUCAAUCUUCCUCUGUUUGGAAAGAAUAGCAUUGUUGGUCGCUCAGUUGUAAUUCACAAAACAGAUGGUUCCAGGUUUGCUUGUGCCAGCAUCAGCUAUCCCGAUGAAGUGAUUGUAGCCAGAGCCAGAUUUCAGAACCUUGUGGUUGGUGAGAUCUGGUUCACCCAGCUGAAGAACAAUCCUCUGUCUGACGUGUCCAUCUUCAUGGAUUUGUCAUAUGGAAAUUCCACAAUGACACCAACCAGAAGUCACAACUGGCAUGUUCACACCUUCCCCAUCCGCUCAGAGAGGGACGAUGACGAAAGGCGCUGCAGCACAACAGGAGGACACUGGAACCCUUUCAACAUUAGCACAACAGACACCAGCUAUACCCUCCACUGUGGUCCAUCCAGUCCCGUAUCCUGCGAGGUGGGAGACCUCUCUAGCAAACACAGUACCAUCAACCUCGGCACCCAAGUGGGCGGAGUGGAAGCAAAAAACUUCUUCACUGAUGUCACUUCCUGGUUGCCCGGGUCAGGCAUUAUUGGUCGUUCUGUGGUCAUCCAUCAAGCAGAAAGAGGGGGGCCGAGGAUUGCUUGUGCGAAUGUCACAAUGGUGCGGGUUCCUAAAGCUAGCUUAGGUACGUGGUUUGGCCCUGAGAUGUCAAGUGGCCAGGUGCGGUUCUCCCAGGCUGUCCCACAAGGCCCCACAACUAUAAACGUAUCCCUGAUGAACCUGAACUCCUUAGCUGGGGGUUACCACGUUCACAUACUGCCCAUUAAACCUGGCAGUGUAGAGCCCUGCUCCAACGCAAACAUCUUGGGUCACUUCAACCCUUUAGCCUGGAACAUAUCAAACAGCCCCGCGCCUGGAGCUGGCACAGUAGACCAAUAUGAGAUUGGGGACAUCAGUGGGAAGUUUGGGAUGCUGAAUGACCUUGCCCAGUCUCAGGCUGUUUACAUGGACCCUGAUAUGCCAUUAACUGGACCCUACAGCAUAGUUGGAAGAUCACUGGUGGUUCACUACUCCAACGGAUCAAGAAUGCGGUGUGCUGACAUCUUAGCUGACAGAGAUUCAGAUGGACAAUGGAUAAUUGCCAAGGCUGUUUUCAAUGGUACAGUGACUGGGACAGUGAGACUGCGUCAGCAGAUGUUUCCUGAUGGCAGUAGCAGUGAUAUCACACUGGAAGCGACCCUUCAAUCAACAACAACGACAAGACUAGAUGCGUCUUUGUUCAUCAACCGUAUGGGCGCCAACAGCCAGUGUGACAGUGUGGGAGACACAUUCAAUCCCUUCAGCAUGACAUCAAUGAGCUCCAGCUGUUCACUAGAAAACCCUCUGAGCUGUGUGGUGGGAGAGGUAUCUGCAAGACAAGGCUCAGUCAGCCUGACUCAGGGACAGGUCUACACUGACAGCAUUAUCCAGCUCCACGGAGACAACACAGUGGUCCACAGAUCUCUGGUGCUGAAGACUGGUGACAGCAUCAUUGCAUGUGCCGACAUCCUCCCAGAAUCCCCUUCAGCAGAGCAGACCUUUCCCAACGUGGCUAACUUCAGCAGAUAUGAUUUCCGUAGGAGGGUUGCAGACGUCCUGCAGAUGGAAACAGCAAGAGUCACCAUCCUGCCCAACUCUCCCAGGUCUGCAGCUGAUGGAAGGUGCCAGCAGGUCAACUUCAUGGUAUCUGGGGACGUGAACACAGAACUCCUGAAGUCUGUCAAAACCAGCGAGAAGAUGGGCACGUUCAAAGAGGCUGACAUAUGUACAAGAAGUGCAGGUCUGCUGCUGGUGCCAGGAACUCUUCUUCUUGGCUUGAUGUUUGCUGUCGCCUGCCUGCUGCCAUCUACAACUUAUGUAUAGCUCAAAGAUUCAUCCAGACGAUGCAUCAUCAGUGGGGAUACAUGGAUCCUCAUAUUGUAAAAUGUGAAUAUGUUAAUGAAAUGUUUCCCACCAAGAAAUAUGAUGGUCAUCUAAUUAAUUAUCAAUUGUGUUUCUUUUUGCAACUUUUGUCAAUCAUUAACAAUCUGGCUAUUUUACUUUUUGUAAUAAUCAUUUUAGGCAACAAACUAUUCAGUAGCUUUUCAGUUUAGCCAUUAUAGACGCAUUAUUUUUCCACAACAGACAUUGUUCAUGUUUUAUUAAUUUGGAAUAAUGUUAAAUGGGUAGGUGAAGUUAAUGCUGUACAUUUCCAGAUAUCCAGACUUUUUUUUUUGCUUUACUUUAUUAAUGCACUAUCUAUAUAUCCAUGUCAAAUGUUGUGUAAAUAUUUGGAAAUUGUGAAUAAAAUACAAUAAUG
Molecule: messenger RNA, 3607 nt
Organism: Morone saxatilis (striped sea-bass)
Lineage: Eukaryota; Metazoa; Chordata; Actinopteri; Moronidae
Gene: cusr
Product: Copper-only SOD repeat protein
Exons: 10
Coding region: 232-3171 (979 amino acids)
Biological process (GO): superoxide metabolic process
Molecular function (GO): metal ion binding
Source: RefSeq, a predicted model, not a curated record